AUGAAUGUCCGAAAUGCAAGGCCGAAUGACUUAUUGAAUAUGAGGGACUGCAACCUAGACUGUUUGCCAGAAAAUUACCAGAUGAAAUAUUACUUUUAUCACGGGCUAUCUUGGCCCCAACUCUCCUACGUUGCAGAAACUGAUAAUGGAGAGAUAGUUGGCUAUGUCCUGGCUAAAAUGGAAGAAGACCCAGAGGAUGUUCCAUAUGGACACAUUACAUCUCUGGCUGUUAAACGGCCAUACCGACGUCUGGGUAUUGCUCAAACCCUAAUGAAUCUUGCAUCACGAGCCAUGGUAGAGAACUUUCACGCCAGAUAUGUCUCUUUGCACGUUCGGAAAAGCAACAGAGCUGCGCUGACGUUAUACAAGAAGACACUACAAUUUGUAGUUUCAGAUAUCGAACCUAA
This is a messenger RNA of Trichobilharzia szidati, 407 nucleotides long. Lineage: Eukaryota; Metazoa; Platyhelminthes; Trematoda; Strigeidida; Schistosomatidae. The record is from the annotation of a GenBank genome assembly.